Puccinia graminis f. sp. tritici CRL 75-36-700-3 is the source of this 1552-nucleotide messenger RNA. RefSeq lists its product as uncharacterized. Gene Ontology annotation, cellular component: cytoplasm. The record is from RefSeq and is a predicted model, not a curated record. The transcript has 6 exons. Lineage: Eukaryota; Fungi; Basidiomycota; Pucciniomycetes; Pucciniales; Pucciniaceae. Bases 1 to 1479 code for a protein of 492 amino acids. Gene Ontology annotation, biological process: response to heat; protein refolding. Gene Ontology annotation, molecular function: ATP binding; heat shock protein binding.
AUGUCCAACAGAUUGGUAUCGGCACCGAUCACGCUCAAGAAUUCAUGUGGAUGCCUAAAAGCUCAACCUCAACCCACUCGGUUCAACCAACUCAAUCGAUUGUAUUCCACCAAUCAAAUAUCGUGCUCAUUAUCCUUCUCAUCAGCAUCUCAUAAAAACGCCAAGUUCAAACCGAAAAAUGACCCCAGACUGCUCUUCAAAAGCCCAUUUCAUUCUACCUCUUCCGCCUUCGCUUCUAAGGAUCCAUAUUCAGUGCUUGGAGUCAAAAAAGAUGCAUCGGGCUCAGAAAUAAAGAAAGCUUACUACGCGCUCGCCAAGAAGUAUCACCCAGAUAUCAACAAGGAAUCAGGAGCUAAGGAGCGGUACCAGAGCGUUCAAGAGGCGUAUGAUACUCUGAGCGAUGAAAAGAAGAGAGCAGCCUAUGAUCAAUUUGGACCGAUGUCGCAACAACCAGGCUUUGAUCCCAACGCCUUCGGAGCUGGUGGAGGCGGUUUUGGAGCUGGUGGAAACCCAUUCGGAGAUAUGUUUGGUGGUGGAGAUCCUGGGGAUGUAUUUAGCAGCCUAUUUGGAGCCUUUGGCGGCCGAUCCGGGGCUCGAGGAGGAAACCAGCAGGUUUUUGUUGGAGACGAUCUCGAGGCAUCGAUUACGAUUCCGUUCGAAGAAAUGGCCAAAGGGACCAGCCGAUCGAUCGACACCACACCCAUCGUUAACUGCCCGCCCUGUCACGGUGAAGGCAUCAAACAGGGAGCAAAACCACAAACCUGCCGAACAUGUAACGGGACCGGGACGAUGACCUUCGUUGUUCAGAGUGGCUUCACAAUGGCUAGUACCUGUCAGAGCUGUGGCGGAUCGGGUAAAAAAGUCGACGAUAAGGAUCUCUGUGGCUCUUGUGGAGGGAUCGGAAAAGUUCGAGAUCGCAAACAAGUCGACGUCAAAAUCCCAGCAGGUGUAGAGGAUGGAAUGAGGAUCAAGUUGGCUGGCCAAGGUAAUGCGCCAGUCGGCGGAGGUAAAGGUGGCAGGCCGGGUGAUCUAUACGUCAAAGUCAAUGUGUCUCCCUCGAAAACAUUCAGAAGGCAAGGUAAUAAUUUAUACACCGAGGUCAAGAUCCCAUUUCAUGCUGCCCUCCUUGGGGGAACCGUCCGAGUACCCACGCUGGAGAAAGAGGUCGAAGUUCAGGUCCCACGAGGUACCCAACCGGGCGAAGAACUGGUGCUCAAAGGCCGUGGAGUCAAACAUUUAUAUAAAGAAUGGCUUGGUGACUUAAUUGUCAAGUUCAAUGUCACAAUCCCAAGGUCUUUAACCAAUGACCAACGGAUAGCAUUGGAAGCCUAUGUGGCCACUCUUGAAGGGAAACCCAAUCCCACAACGUCAACAAAGUCUUCUACUGACUCUGAACCGAAUCAUGAUGACCACAGUGACUCCUCUAAUAGAUCAAGUGAUGGUCUAUUCUCUUCGAUCAAGAAAUUAUUUGGAAGAUAACACCUCUCGCAACGAGGCCAAAGCCAAGUUAAUGAAAUCGAAACCGAUGUCUUUUUGAACUCUCUCUCUUCCG